Cuculus canorus (common cuckoo) is the source of this 6552-nucleotide messenger RNA. RefSeq names its product leucine rich repeat containing 66 (gene LRRC66). The transcript is spliced from 4 exons. NCBI's taxonomy places the organism in Eukaryota, Metazoa, Chordata, Aves, Cuculiformes, Cuculidae. Bases 227 to 3922 code for a protein of 1231 amino acids. Gene Ontology annotation, cellular component: extracellular matrix. The record is from RefSeq and is a predicted model, not a curated record. Gene Ontology annotation, molecular function: protein binding.
AAGAAAGAAAAGGUUCGGAUUGUUUUUCGGGAGAGGUGGAGGGAAGGGGAAGGUUAGCAGUUUGAGUGUUCUUUCUGAAACAUACAUAAGUUUAAACUGUGUGUUUAAGGCAAAAUGUUUGGCUCUUUGUUGGUGUUCAUUUUUUUAAUGUCAAAGUAUUUCCGCUUUCUAUUUAACUCUUGUUAUGCUGCACUUCCCAUAAUAUUACAUUUUACAUAUAGAUACUAUGGAUAACCUUCACUUGAGCAUCAUUGCUAUUGUCCUUUACUUGAAUCUUCCUGGAUCAGUGGGAAUCAAGACACAGCGGAUUCUUCUUGAUACAUAUCGCCAUUCAGACUGCCGGUGGGAUGGAGAGUUCUUACUGAAUUGUUCUUUCACCAGAAUGUCUACUAUUCCAGAAGAUGUACCACAAACAGCAACAACAGCCGAUUUCAGUUACAAUAAUAUUACAACUUUUAUGUGUACCGAGGGAAGAAGUGAAGAAUGGAUGCUAAAAUACCUGAAUCUCAGUAACAACCUGAUUUCUGAACUCUCCUUAACUGCCUUUAGAAAUUUACCCAUUUUAGAAACUCUCAACCUCAAUGACAAUGCCAUCCAUAGUCUCACACUGGACAUUCCUAUGACUCCACAUGGGUUUAAAAAGUAUGGAAAAGGCUGUUGUCUCCUGCCUGCUUUGAAAGUAUUGUCAGCUGAAAGAAAUAAUCUUAACACAGUCCCAAGAGGACUAGGCCUGCUGCAGUCUUUACAAACUGUCCUUUUGUCAUCCAACGGCAUACAACAGAUUGACCUGAAUGAUUUUCAAAACUGCUCACAGCUGAGGGACAUCAACUUGCAAAACAACAAGAUAACUAAAAUUCAUCCAGAUGCCUUCAGGGAUCUCAACAAAUUACAGGUCGUGGAUCUCCGUGAAAAUGCACUGACAACCCCUCUACCGCAGAUACUGAUCAGCCUGAACUUCUUUCAACUUGAAGUGGACUUGUCAAAUAAUGCCUGGAUAUUUAACUGCAGACUACAUGCUUUCAAACAUGUAUUUCAUUUUCUUUUUGACUCCAUGAGGAAAAAAAUGAGUAUUUCAUACAGUAAAUCUGCCAACAACUCACAGAAACCUAUUUUGUAUCUUUCAAGUUUCCCUUUAAACUGCAGCAACAGUGUUUUGCUCAAGAGGGCUGUAAUCCCAGCAGGGAAGACAUUGGUGCUGAACUGUGACUUGGGCAACAUAAGCGGUAAUGAACUCUCUUGGUGGACACCUAAAGGCAGAAUUUCAGACAAUAAUAAUCUUCCUUAUAUGACACUGGAUAAAAUGAAUAAUUUAGUGAUAAACAAUGCUGAGAAAACUGCUGAGGGGUUGUAUUUGUGUAUUCUUAACACAACAAAGAAGAAAUAUCUCAUCUACAAUACACAGGUGAAAGAAAGGGUUUCAACAUUUUUUGUUAGAAAAGCCCGGGACACUAACACUCUUUUUAGGCAAGGAAGAACAGAGCAAGACUUCGUGUUGGCUGUCAGCCUCUCCGUGCUCAUUACAUUUGUUUGUGCUUUUUGUCUGGGUGCUUUUGCUAGACCCUACCUUGUCAGCUUGUGGAGGCACAUGUGCAAGAACACAAAUUCAGCUUCAGAGCAUACUUAUUCUAAUCAAGCCUUUUCAGAUGAAACCUUGAGCAGAGAGCACUCUGCAAGCAAGCCUAUGAACAGGCAGCUUAAUUUGUUCAUUUGUGAUGAGAAUUCUUCAGGAAACACACACAAUUUUCCUACAGAAACUUCUAAUUUCUAUGAAAAUGUCAUUGAUAGCAGUAUCCUUGCACCAAAUACAGAAGAAGAUUACCAGAAACAAAGCAAUAAUGAGAUCAAUGUGAAGAAAAAGCCAGUGUUUUCAGACAUCAAAACUAGUAUCAGCAAUGAUGAAAAUAUAUAUGUUUAUGAUGAACCGCUUUCUAGGUUUAUAAUGGACAAGAACAGCAGUGAAGUGACACCAAGAACAUUAAUAAGUAAUGACAUUUCAUUAUGGGAAGAUUCAAAAUAUGCAAAUAUUGAAGACUCAGAGAAGAGCAAUUUCCCUCACAUAAUGAAGACACUGAAUGCUGACUCUCACUCAAAUUACACUGUCCCUUCAGAUGCACAUUUAUCCUUCACAGGAGAAACUGGCUUUCCAUUUUCUGCAACCCAUACAGAUACACAAGAUUCUAGGAACAGCAAAGUGAGCAACAAGUCUGGUCUGAUGCAGUCUGAAAUCACAAAAGCUACACCACAGUCUCCUGAAAUAAAAGGUAUAAUUUCACAUAAUAAACCCACAAGCAUUGCAAAAUUUAUGCCUGGAAGGCAAAACUCUGAUGAACAACUAGGUCUAAAUGGCAACAUAAAUAUGACCGGUAAUGCAGAUUUUAUUUUACCCAGUAGCUGCAAGAGAGAUACAAAUACUGAUAAUUCGUGUGUCUACCAAACAAUAGAAAUUCCUCCUCUUAGAGAGUACGACUGUAAAACAGAACAUACAAAUGAAAAAUAUGCUUCAGCAGAUAUGUUCGGUGAUAGUUCUUCAGACGAAGGAACACCAUUCACAAUGAGUGACUGUAGUUCUCUAGCAGAUUUUGAACUGGAACAUCCGGGUGUUAGCGACAACCUGCCAGUCUGCCAGUGGUCACUAGAGGAAGCUGCUGAUAUGAACAGUGGAACCGAGAAGUUCUCAACACUGACAGAGUCUCCAAACAUCAAUGCUGAAUUUCAGCAUAUUGAGAAAAAUGAAGAUGAGAACAACAUGUAUUAUGAAACCACCAUUCAUUAUGGAUCAGAUACCAUCCUCCCUGAAACAGCAUCAUCGUACACUGAUAAAUGUAGUAAUCAUGUAAGCAUGGAAGAUUCAGACACAAUUAGCUCUUCACAUCAAGAAGUUCCUGAUACAUUUGAUUAUUUUACUAAUGAAGAGCCAACAGUACAGAACUCUAUUUUUGAUUCUCUCCACAAUCAGAAUACAGCUUUUGGUAAGAUAUUACUUUCAUUAAAACAUUUUCCCAUGUGUGACACAGAUACAGAGAACAUUUCUGAAGAGGCUGAACUGCAGCUGUAUCGGUUUCCCAUUGAACCUCAGUGUCCCCCCACAUUCAGUCCCACUGAACAAAAAGCAAAUGUACCAGAGGGGAGUACAGACAAGCACAAAGACAGGAACUCCUCUGAAAAGAACCAUGGUGAACGGGACAUUACAUUAAGAAGAAACAUGAGUAUAUCUGAAGACAAUGAUUUUGGUUUUGAUCCUAUUGAUACCGGUUUGAAUGAAAUUGUUAAAAGAACAUCACUACUGCAUUCCAGCAAAGAGUCAUCUCUGCAAUCUCUGCCUGAACAGACGACUGAAAAACAUUUCAUGGUUAUGACAGAGAAAGACUUGUUGCUAAAGGGGAAGCCAGGGAAUACAACUAAGGUUUGUGCAGAUAAAAAGCUAAAAGGUUCUAUUGAGGAAGAGACUGAAGGAUGUACAGAAUUGCAGGAUACCGGCAAGUGUAGUCUGCCUGAAGAAAUACAGUCUUGCAAUGCUACGGCAGAUUUGCAGCUUCUUAACUCUUCUGUGAAAACACAAUCAGUCUUCAACACAGAAGACCGUUUCCAACUAGACUGGAGCGAUGAGGAUGCACAUUCUUUCUCAGUCCCCCAAGGCUUCUUCAAUGAAAGCACAAGAUACAAUUCAUGUUCAUUCCCACAAAAGGCUACAGGAAAUAUAAUCUCCAAAAGCGCCAAUUCCAGUGAGGUGGAGGACAACACUACUUUGGCAGGACUGGAGAACUAUUCUACAACAUCUGUCAACCUCCAAAAUUCAAGUGAAAAACUCAGUCAAAAAAGUCAGCCCAAUUCAGGACAGGCACUGUUUUUUGUUAAGAAGAGGAGAGCGUUUGAUGGAUUUGCUGACGUUUUGCAAAGCAGAAGAACAAACUUCAACAGUUGAGACACUUAAGCUCCCACAGUGUUUAUGUCAUAUAGUAAGUGCAAAAAAGUGAUUAUGUCUUAAGAUUAAAUUCUGUGACUUAUUAAUAACUGUUACAUACCAUGGUUGGGUUUUUUCAGGGGUGGGAUUGGCUUUUUUUCCCCUUGGUACAACUAUCUAUCUGCCUUUAACUUAAGAAAUGCAAGUUAUGGAACUAGACUUAACAAUGAGGUGUAUAAAGCCUGGACCCAUCUAAUUUAGAAACACCAUAAUUCCAAAAAGUAAGUCAGGCCAGGAGCCAUGGACUCACGCUUAGAAGGGUACUUGCAAAAAACCAAAACCAGACUUUAUGAAAAGCAACUCUCGGAUACUCAAUACUCAGUAGUUGUAAUUACUAACAGAACUUUUGCUGAGUUAUAAUAAUAAUAUAUAUUUACUUUCUCAUUAUUGCUGGUACUAAGAUAUUAAAUUUCCUUUAGAAUUUGCCUCUGAUAUGCCAUGUUUUAUUUCUCUUUGUAUAAAAUAAAUGAAAAUAUUACACUACUGCUAUUAUUGUGGUUUCCUGUACGACUCACCCUAUACAGUGAAAUAGUACCUAUUACCGUCUUCUGCUUUUUGAACCAAAUUUGUGGAUUAAAAGUCUCUGAAUUCCCACAGUGUCAUGAAGAUGGGUAAAAUCCAAGCAGUAUUUCAAUUACAGUAAAAUACUUUUUAACUCUGCAAGACAGAGAGAGUAAUGAAACCCUUCUUUCUCAAAGAAACGGAAUAGAAUUCAAACCUUGCAGAAAAGUCAGUUAUGGAGAUCUAGUGACUGGUGGGAGAUCACCUGUAGUUUGCAGGUGCAAUGACAUGGGAAAGGUAAUUUAAGAACAGACAACCUACUAUUACUAAUAUAUAAUUUCUUUGUAAAACGGAUGCAGUACCCAUUUAAUUUUACUGAGAGGGGUAAAUCAAGAGCAGCUCAAAACUGCUCUAUUAGAAUAUCAAUAGCUUGAUAUAUAAGCAAAAAGAUACAAAUAAGAAAAUUUUUCACUGAAUAAGGCCCAAGGCCCUUUUAACAUGCACAGUAUCACUGAUGUAGUCCUUGAAGGGGAAUGUCAGCACAAAGGGGAACAGGGCCAGGUUCCCAGAAAAUGCAGGAGGCUGGCCCGCAACUCUGGGAAAACCUUGAUAUGAAGACACAAUUAAUUAACUAAAAACUCUGAACAGAAGGAACACACUUCAAUUCCAUCAGAUGAGGAGUAAGUCCAAUGGCACAGUACAUCUUUGUACUUAUGAUUAAAGAGAAAGCUAGGAAAGAACAAAGAGCUGCUGACAGAAGCUAAUAAUUUUUGGUUGCUUCAUAUACUUGAAACUAAAAAAAGGAUAUUGCAAGGAAUUUAAGAGGCAACUAAAAGCAACUGAAAGACCAAUGCUGAUAUAAUUUGAUCUUCUCAAAAGUAUUUUCUUUAGCACUGUGAGUUCUUUUUAAAUAAUCAUUCUACACAUCUAGCAUCACAAUUGUCAGCUAGAUAUUUACUGACCCAAAUCACCAAUGCUUACAUCUCCCAUUGGUUUCUUUUGGUUUUCUUCCUGCUGAUUGUCUCAAAAUCCCUAAUAUAACUCAGAAUAGAUUAUAUAGCUGUUUCAGGUAGGUGUUGCAUAGAUUUGAUUUAGGCCACCACAGUCUUUGCAAAUAACUGCACUCAAUAACAUAUGUAGUACAAUUGCAAGCAAUUAAUCUGCUGUCAUUUCCCUUCUUUUUGCUCCAGUACUCAGUGAUACCUAAACUGAUAACUAAUAAGUUUGUUUUAAGAGAGGGUACUGGUUCUUUAGCACAUGCUUUUAUAAAUCACAGAAGGUUUGAGGUUGGAAGGCAACUCUGGAGUCCUUCUGCCACAGCUGCUCAAGCAGGUCCACCUAGACCUGGCUGCCCAGGACUGUGUCCAGACCACUUUUGAGUAUUUCCAAGGAUGAAGACUGCAAACUCUCUGGGCAACCUAGGUCAACUCUCAAAGUAACCCUCAAGUAGAAAAAAAAGGCUUCCUGAGGUUCAGAUGGAGCCUCCUGUAUUUCAGUUUGCACCCACUGCCUCUGUCCUGUGACUGGACACCGCUCAAGAGUCUGGCUCUGUCUUCUUUACACCCUUCCUUCAUAUAUUUAUACGCACAAGUAACAUCUUCUUCAUAGGAGAGAUGCUCCAGUCCCUUCAUCAUCUUCAUGGCCCUUUGCUGGACUCUCUCCAGUACAUUGGGGUGUCUUUGGUACUGGAGAGCCCAGACACAUAACUCCGGAUGUGGCCUCACCCAUGCUGAGGACCACCUCUCUCAAACUGCUGGCAAUACUUGCUCUAGCACAGAGCAGGAUACCGUUUGCCUUCUUUGCAAAUUGCUGGCUCAUCUUUAACAUGGUGUCAACCAGGAGCCACAGUCCCCUUCCUGCCAGGCUGCUUUCCAGCUGUGUGUCCCUCAGGAUAUAUCAGUGCGUGACUUUGCACUUCUUCUUGUUGAAGUUCAUGAGGUACCUCUUGGCCCAUUCCUCCCUCCCACCGAGGCCGCUCUGAAUGGCAGCACAGCACUCUGGCAUACCAGCCACUCCUCCCAGCUUGCUGUCGUCACCAAACUUGCUGAGGGUACACUGUCCUGCACCAUCCAGGUCAUUGCUGAAGAUGC